Neolamprologus brichardi is the source of this 1655-nucleotide messenger RNA. RefSeq names its product homeodomain-interacting protein kinase 1-like. Lineage: Eukaryota; Metazoa; Chordata; Actinopteri; Cichliformes; Cichlidae. The record is from RefSeq and is a predicted model, not a curated record. Gene Ontology annotation, biological process: peptidyl-threonine phosphorylation; smoothened signaling pathway; positive regulation of transcription by RNA polymerase II. Gene Ontology annotation, molecular function: protein serine/threonine kinase activity; transcription corepressor activity; ATP binding. Gene Ontology annotation, cellular component: PML body; cytoplasm; nucleus.
UUUACAAAUGAACGCCCUCAUUGAAAGUAAAACAUGUAAAUACAUGGUAAAAAGGCUCCUCGGAGAAGGAAGUUUUGGGCGAGUGGUGCAAUGCGUAAAAUUAGACACAUUUGAAACGGUAGCUGUCAAGGUUGCUAAAAGGGAAUGCAACAGGAUGGCUUGGAAAGAGGCCACGGCUGUAAAAAAGAUCAGUGCUUUGGAUAAGGAUCGGUGCAAUUUGGUAAAGUACUACGAAGUUUUCGAGUACAAAUAUUGCGCCUUUAUUUCAAUGGAAAUGCUAGACAUUAGUCUGCAUGAUUUCAUGAAUCAAAGGUAUUGCAAUCCACUGUCUCUGAAUGAGAUUCGGGUCAUUUUAAAGCAGAUGUUUGUGGCUCUUACCGCUUUAAAGAGCAUAGGUAUAAUGCAUGCGGACAUCAAACCUGACAAUAUCAUACUUGUAAAUCAGUCUCAACAGCCGUUUAAAGUUAAACUUAUUGAUUUUGGUUGUGCCAAUCAUCCUGCAGACAUUCCAUGUGGCGCCAUAAUUCAGGCCCUUGGUUACAGGGCCCCUGAGGUCAUGUUGGGCAUACCUGUGACUGAAUCGGCAGACAUGUGGGCUCUUGGUUCUGUCGCAGCUUUUCUCUACUUGGGCUACCACUUUUUUCCCAGCAAGUGUGAAUAUGAAAUGAUGCGAGGUUUUGUUCACAUGCUUGGUCAGCCUAAUGAAAGAAUAUUAGAGAAAGGGAAGCACAGCAAUAAAUAUUUCUGGAAGAGAAAAGGGAUAAUGAAACACACAUGGGUAAUGAAGACACCAGUUCAGUAUUCAGUAUCUACAGGCAUUGUGAUCAAACAAGGUAAAUCAAUCAAAGACAAGUUCACAUGCAUGGAAGAUUUAGCCAAACACCACUCACAGCCAAACACAGAAUCCGAAGUGAAAGAUACACUUGCAUUUUUAAGCCUGCUCAAAUGGAUGCUGUGUAUGGAUCCUGUAAAAAGAAUCACACCCGUUGAGGGUCUGGGACAUCGUUUUAUUACGAUGAAACAUCUUCCUGAGGACCCUGCAGUAGAUUGCUACGUGGAGUCAUCCCGCAUGAGCAUGAAAGUGUGCCCACCCCUCAGUCUAGAAAAUGAAAUAGAAAGCUUUGUUACCUCAAGUGAAAUCAUAAAAAACAGAGAACAGAGCAGUAAAGGAUCUAGGCUGUCUUACUCUUUUGCGACUGCAGCUGAUAUCCAAAGAAACCGACAGAAAAGAGAAGCUGCACGGACAAAGAAUCAGACUGCAUUUAGGCUUGCAUGGCAUGCAAAAGAUGACAUGUCUUGGAAGCUACGUGUCAAACAAAAGCCUGGGAUGACCCAAAAACAGCUGGUAGAAUCUUUCUCUAAAUCCAGUGAUUCUCGCAUGGAAUGUACAAGUUCCUGUAGCUGUACAAGUACAAGUACAGACAGCGGAGAAGGAUCAGUCAACGCAGAGCCUCCUAAAGGUCGGACUUCAUUAGGGAAAAGGAUCAAAAACUUUUUCUUAAGGCUGUUUCGCAGUUCUUCAGAUAUUGAAGAAACUCAACAUCAACCUUCCCCAGCUGGUCAUGGCAGAUGACCGCCCCUUCUUGAGCCUGGUUCUGUCACAGGUUUCUUCUUGUUAAAAGGGAGUUUUUCCUGCCCACCGUUGCCAAAGUGUU